AUGGCGGGCUGCGGUGGUAAUAAGGAGAACGAGAAGGAUGCCAUUGUUGAGAAGGAGAAGAAGAAGAAGAAGAAGGAGAGCAGCAGCAGCAGCAGGGAGUUUCUGGUGAGGGUGAACGUCGCCGGUAGCACGGGUCCCGUAAUACUGGUGGUAAAACAAAACGACUCCGUCGCCGCCGUCAUCCGGUCCGCUCUCAAGGCCUACGCCAAGCAAGGCAGGGUUCCGGCGCUCGGCUCUCAAGCCGCCGCCUUCAUCCUCUACUCCGCCGCUACUCCUCAAUCCGAUUUCACUGGUACACCGUACAUGAUAGACAUUUUAUUAUUUCGGUUUAUGUCGGUUUGA
Messenger RNA from Linum tenue, 342 nucleotides. Lineage: Eukaryota; Viridiplantae; Streptophyta; Magnoliopsida; Malpighiales; Linaceae. The record is from the annotation of a GenBank genome assembly.